CGCCCCCGAGCGCACGAGCCGUCUUCUGACCCGGCGAGCACACGCCGCGAUCUCGACUCAAGCAACGCAGGCCAGACCAAAACCAUGGCGGCCAACCACCACCUCCGCCGGCUCGCCUCCGCGUCCGCCCCCGCUCUCUCCCGCCUCUCCAAGCCGGCCCCCUCGCCGCUCCUCCGCUCCGCGUUCUCCAGCUCCGCCUCCCCCGCGGAUCAGCCGCCGGCCGCUGCGGCCCAGAAGGGCGAAGCCCAGAGCGCCGUGAAGGAGGCAGACGAGGCGCAGGGCGGUGGUGGUUCCGGCGCCACGAAGGCUGCGGAGGAGGAUGACGGCGGCCUGGACAUAAACGAGGCCACGGGCGAGAUCGGCGGCCCGCGCGGGCCCGAGCCCACCCGCUACGGCGACUGGGAGCGCGGCGGCCGCUGCUCCGAUUUCUGAGGGUAAGCUUUCUCCUGGAUCCCUGCUACUUUGUACUCGUAAGGAUGGCAUGGCGGUGGUCGUGUGUCCAUGUUACUCUGUUUGGGGAAUAAGUUCAGACAUCUGGCUCUUGUACUGAACAACGGUUCUUAAGUUUCAGAGUAC
This is a messenger RNA of Hordeum vulgare subsp. vulgare (domesticated barley), 576 nucleotides long. RefSeq lists its product as uncharacterized. Bases 85 to 432 code for a protein of 115 amino acids. The record is from RefSeq and is a predicted model, not a curated record. NCBI's taxonomy places the organism in Eukaryota, Viridiplantae, Streptophyta, Magnoliopsida, Poales, Poaceae. Gene Ontology annotation, biological process: mitochondrial respiratory chain complex II assembly. The transcript has a single exon. Gene Ontology annotation, cellular component: mitochondrion.